Neoarthrinium moseri is the source of this 771-nucleotide messenger RNA. RefSeq lists its product as uncharacterized. Bases 1 to 771 code for a protein of 256 amino acids. The transcript has a single exon. The record is from RefSeq and is a predicted model, not a curated record. Lineage: Eukaryota; Fungi; Ascomycota; Sordariomycetes; Amphisphaeriales; Apiosporaceae.
AUGGCACCAAGGCCGAUGUUUGCAGCAGUCGUUGCGACGCUCCUCCUCUGUUUACCCUGCUGGGCGCGAUACCACGACCAGCAAUACCUCGCAGCAGUGCCCUUCGACUUCCGCGACGCGGUGGGCGAGGACGCCGGUGAGUUCGCUACGGUCCUACUCGACGCUUUCUCUCCGGAUCCGGACUGGCGCUACAUCCACCAGUUUGAGGACGAAUACCCAGACUAUGCCUGGAACUGCAUGCGGAAGACCUUCAAACCCUUGCUGGAAGAUCCUGCAGCUAGCGGCUUGACGAUCCGGGUCAUCGCCGUGCCGGACGAGACUUCCGAGCGAGGGUCCCGCGUCGUGUCCCUUUCCGUGUGGCAGUUCAACAAGACUAGCGAGAGCACGCAAGCGCUCUGGCCUAUGGGCAUCGCCGCCUGGUCCGACAAGUGCGACUUGCAUCUCGACAUCAACAUGACAAGGUCGGACCAAUUUGUGGGCGAAAUGACCGCAGCACAGAAGAAGUACCUCGACGAUGUAUACCCUCGCCAAGUCUAUCUGGGCGGCCUGGCAACCCAUCCGAAAUGGGACGGGAAUGGCUUUGCAGCAACCCACCUGCACUGGGGCAUGGCGUUGGCUGACAAUAUGGGGCUGCCUACAACCUUGAUAGGAACUCCUGCUGGACAUCCACUGUACAAGUCGGUUGGAUUCCAAGACAUCCAUAAUAUAACCUUCGAACGAUUGGAUGGAAAGGGUAUCAUAUGGCAUGAGGUCAUGAAGUAUCCGGCAUGA